UUUGCUUUUGGUGUCGUCUGCCUUUCCAUUAGAAACAUCUGCCUGGGAAUUUAAAGUGAAAAAAAAAAAUCAUGUGCAACAGAAGAGGAGAAAUUCCAAGUUGUUCCACUUCACCAAAAUCCCUGUUUCUAUGACUCCUGUGCUGACCUUCUCAACAGCGAAUGGACCCGGAGUAAAACAGCUCGCCUUCAUUCCCUUCGUGUGCGUAACAGUUGGUGGCCUCAAUGAUUCAAACCCAGUCAAAUGCAGUCGGGAUACCGUCAUUGUUCCAGACAAAAGUCUCCAGCAGGCAAUCAGUGACAACAAAUAUGAUGCAGUUGUUAUUCCAGGAGGAUUAAAAGGAUCGCAGCUUAUCAGUGAGGUAAACAGGUUUCACUGAUAUUCAACCAUUGUG
Messenger RNA from Octopus bimaculoides (California two-spot octopus), 394 nucleotides. RefSeq names its product Parkinson disease protein 7 homolog. The record is from RefSeq and is a predicted model, not a curated record. NCBI's taxonomy places the organism in Eukaryota, Metazoa, Mollusca, Cephalopoda, Octopoda, Octopodidae. Gene Ontology annotation, cellular component: mitochondrion; nucleus; cytoplasm. Gene Ontology annotation, biological process: glycolate biosynthetic process; response to oxidative stress; glyoxal metabolic process.